AAAAUGAAAAGAAAGAAAAAUGUAAUACAGAUCGGUGUCUUUUAAAACAACCAUUUUAAAUUAUCCAGACUUACAACCUUAAACAUGAACAAGUGUCACCUCCCGUAAGCAUCUUAGCGUAUGCACUACAUGUACCUUUGUCAACGCUUAGAUUAAUGCAGACGCUGAUACAGGCGCUAUAAGAUUUGUGUCACGUGGACUCCGGGUUUCACCUGAACAGCAAGAGAGACCGCCGUCAUGGCAGGUGAACGUGCCAGGAGAUGCUGGGCCGCCAAGAGGUUUUGGGUAGUUAUUUUGACACCCUUACUGUUACUCCCUCUGCCUAUUCUCACUGGUGAUGACAUCGGAAAGACGGGUUAUAUCGCCUUGCUGAUGGCGAUCUACUGGAUCACAGAAGCUGUACCCAUGGCAAUGACAGCGCUGAUCCCUGUCGCUCUGGUACCUUUACUGGGGAUAAUGACGGCCAAGGAUAUCAGCCAACAAUACUGGAAGGACAUUAGUAUGUUACAGCUAGCAGGAUUUAUAAUGGCCGUCGCCAUAGAGAGAUGUAACCUUCACAAACGGAUGGCAUUAAAAAUGUUACUUAUAGUCGGAACCGAACCAAAAAGGUUACUGUUUGGGCUUAUGUUGAUCACGUGGUUUCUGGCAAUGUGGAUGAGCACCACUGGCAGCACUGUCGCCAUGAUGCUCCCAAUCCUAGAGGCGAUCCUUCUCCGUCUGGAGGAGUUGGAAACAGAGAAUGAAGAGACCCCAGAUAAUAACUCGUCAGAGGGCGAGACUUAUCGCGAGAAUCCCGCCUAUAUAACCUCACCCGAUGACGACACGGGCGUGGUGAAAGCGGACGACGGCGAUCUUGCCCAUAAUAAAAUAAACGACGUGGAGAAGUCUCCCGGCGAAAAACCAAAGCGCCGGUCUACCAGUUCUAUAAGGGACAUGCAAAAAGGGUUCACUCUGUCUAUUGCGUAUGCUGCGAGUAUUGGGGGCACAGCCACACUGACGGGACAUUCUACGAAUCUUAUAUUCAAAGAUGUGGCAGAUCAAAUAUACAGUGACAGAAAAGCCCUAACCGACCCUGGUAUAACGUUUGCGUCAUGGCUGAUCUACGGUUUCCCCGUAUCACUUCUGGUCAUGCUGUGUACUUGCUUCGUCUUGCAGUUGUUCUUCUUGGGUUGGAGAGACACGUUUUGUCAGGGCCAGGCUUUCAGAGGAAAGGAAGAAGUGAACAAAGUACUGAGGAAGGAAUAUGAAAGACUGGGCUCCAUGACGUUUGCAGAGAAGGCGGUGUUGGUACAUUUCGUCUUGCUGUCGUUACUAUGGCUGACUAGAGACCCACGGUUUAUAGACGGGUGGUCUGUCGGCUUCAAAAAGGGUUACGUCUCGGAUGGUACCGCCGCCAUGGCUGUUAUAUUUUCCCUAUUCAUUAUUCCUUCCAAUCCGAAGAAGUACUUUGGUUUUUCACCAGACACUUCUACAUCUGAUGAUGACGAAGACAAAGAUGAAGACUCCCCGGAGACUCUCAUGGAUUGGAAUUAUGCACAGAGAAAGGUGGCGUGGAAUAUACUUAUAUUGAUAGGCGGUGGAGUGGCGCUUGCUGCUGCGUGCGAGGCUUCAGGACUGUCAGAUUGGGUUGGUGCUAAAUUGUUUACGUUGUCAGAUCUGGCUCCCUGGCAAUUGAUAAUGGUUUUAUGUGCGGUUUCCACGGUAAUGACAGAGUUUGUGACAAACACAGCCACGACCACGCUGUUUAUGCCAAUUGUUGGGGGCGUGGCCGUGCAGUUUGGAUAUAAUCCGGUUUACAUAAUGUGGCCGGUAGAAUUAUGCACAAACAUGACAUUUAUGUUACCAGUCGGGACCAGCGCUAAUGCUUUCGUCUUUGCUUAUGGGAGGAUUCGUAUAAUAGACAUGGUAAAAGUCGGUUUCGUCUUAAACAUCGUCUCUUUUGCAAUCGUUAACCUUGGAGCUAGCACUUGGGCUUACGCAGCUUUUAAAUGGAGCGAUUUCCCAUUUAAUUCUACCUCACUGGUACAAAGCUACGGACACUAUUCUACGGUGUUUGUCUAACCCUCACCUUUGCUUGAACGGAAAGAUAGGAUAGUAAAUGCUCCAUCGUGAUAGUAUCCUACAUAUAGUAUUUCAAUUGUCGGACGU
Messenger RNA from Lingula anatina, 2148 nucleotides. Its product is annotated as Na(+)/citrate cotransporter. The record is from RefSeq and is a predicted model, not a curated record. Lineage: Eukaryota; Metazoa; Brachiopoda; Lingulata; Lingulida; Lingulidae. Gene Ontology annotation, biological process: transmembrane transport. Gene Ontology annotation, cellular component: plasma membrane. Gene Ontology annotation, molecular function: transmembrane transporter activity.